ACAUCUGCGCAUGCUCCGGCAGCUGCUGGCGAGUGAAAGAGGAAAGCGUCAGAGAUUUAAUGUCUUCAGUAGAUGGUUUAAAGUUUCGGUGCCAUGGCUUUUCAGUGUCAGAAGCAAUGCUACAUGAAGGAGUUUGAGACCUCGGUGUUAUCCUGUACUCCAGCAGAGUUGAAAAUCACCGUUAAUGGGAAAAAAGAAACUCUGAAAGGUUUUAGUGUGAUCCUUGAGGACACCUUACUGUUUCCGGAGGGAGGUGGACAGCCAGACGACCGUGGGUUCAUAAAUGACAUCCCUGUGUUACGAGUGACGCGACAUGGACCAGCGGCUAUUCACUUUGUGCAGUCAUCCUUGGAGCCUUUGUCUAAGGUUCAGCUGAAGAUUGAUUGGGAAAGACGAUUUGACCACAUGCAGCAGCAUUCAGGGCAACAUUUAAUUACAGCCAUAGCAGAUUUGAUGUUUGGUUUCAAAACUACUUCAUGGGAGCUGGGCCGGCAGCGUAGUUUCAUUGAACUUGACACGCCUUCUGUGACUGUUGAGCAGGUUGAAACUCUGGAGUUAACAGUAAAUGAGAAAAUCAGGGAGCACAUCCCUGUCAAUGUGCGAGUUCUAUCUGUGGAUGACCCAGAGGUAGAAAAGGUGAGAAGUCGGGGUUUACCAGAUGAUCAUGUAGGCCCAGUCCGAAUUAUCGACAUUGUAGGAAUUGAUGCAAAUAUGUGCUGUGGAACACACGUAUCGAAUCUCAGUCACCUACAGGCCAUUAAAAUUUUAGGGACUGAUAAAGGAAAGAAGAACAAAACAAACUUGAUUUUCCUGGCUGGGAAUAGAGUGCUAAAAUAUGCAGAGAAAAGUUAUGUAGUGGAAAAGGCUUUAACCACCCUUCUCAAGAAUGGCUCAGAGGAACAUGUUGAAGCUGUGGACAAAUUGCAAAAGUCAGUCAAAUUGCUACAGAAGAACAAUCUAAACCUGCUCAGGGAUUUGGCUCUGUUAACAGCAAAAUGCUUCAAGAGUGAUCCGAACAAGGGCAAGUUAUUAGUUUUGCAUAGAAAGGAUGGGGACAAUGAAUUUAUGAACAUUAUAGCAAAUGAAGUUAGUGCUGAGGUAGUACUUCUGUUCCUAACAGUUGGUGAUGAAAAAGGAGCGGGGUUAUUCCUGUUAGCUGGUCAAGUGGAUGCUGUUGAAGCACUAGGAUCAAAGAUUGCUCAAAUCCUUGAUGGAAAAGGUGCUGGAAAACGAGGACGUUAUCAGGGUAAAGCAAACAAGAUGAGCAAACGCCCAGAGGUGGAGGCCCUCCUUCAGCAAUACGUGAGCACACUGGACACGAAAGAGGAAUAAACACGCAAAAUGAAAACUGAUGUAAAUUUACAUGUAUAAUAAUACAUAUAAUCUUUACCUUGCCAGAAAGAAUUCUUCCUCUUAUCUGUUUUCUCAUUUAAUGUUUUCUUGCAAUACACGUGCACUCCACAACUAAAUUUGUAGCCCGAAACUGGUUCUCAAGGGAAGUGGAGUAAGAUUACUUCUUCCAGCGAGUGUCAUUCCUUUUUCUUGCAUGUUGGGCAAGGUCAUGACUCCAGAUUCAGGCUUUAUUUACACUGGAACUAUGGGGUCAAUGUGAAGUGAAGCUGCUUUGCGUCAACACGACGAUAAAAGUGUGAAUGCACCCAUAAUCACUCCAUUCACAAAUGAACAAAGUUUUAUGCUAAUCUGUACUUGGCGUGCAGUACAAUAAAUCCAUCCUUUCUGUCUUUAAA
This is a messenger RNA of Carcharodon carcharias (great white shark), 1748 nucleotides long. RefSeq names its product alanyl-tRNA synthetase domain containing 1 (gene aarsd1). Bases 94 to 1332 code for a protein of 412 amino acids. NCBI's taxonomy places the organism in Eukaryota, Metazoa, Chordata, Chondrichthyes, Lamniformes, Lamnidae. Gene Ontology annotation, biological process: regulation of translational fidelity; alanyl-tRNA aminoacylation. Gene Ontology annotation, molecular function: ATP binding; nucleic acid binding; alanine-tRNA ligase activity. The record is from RefSeq and is a predicted model, not a curated record. The transcript is spliced from 12 exons.